Molecule: messenger RNA, 6089 nt
Organism: Nasonia vitripennis (jewel wasp)
Lineage: Eukaryota; Metazoa; Arthropoda; Insecta; Hymenoptera; Pteromalidae
Gene: svr
Product: carboxypeptidase D
Exons: 16
Coding region: 356-5362 (1668 amino acids)
Biological process (GO): proteolysis
Molecular function (GO): zinc ion binding; metallocarboxypeptidase activity
Source: RefSeq, a predicted model, not a curated record
GGUCUCUCCCACCCAUAUCCGCAGCGCGCGAGUUGCCUGCAGCGCUCUCUGCACAUGCAGACGUCAUCACCGAUAUAUAGGAAAAAAGGAGCAGCGCGCGGAGUCACGGAGUGUACUGUUAGUCGUCGUCGCGCCUGCUCCCACACAAGCCACGACGGCAGCAGGAACGUAGCGAGAUUCGACGACGACUACUUGUAGGAUGCGGCUGCACUGAAUCUCCGCAAGGCAGUCUCUCUCUCUCUCUCUCUCACUCUCACUCUCUCUCUUGAUUCCAAGUAGACGCGAAAACAACAAUAACAGCAGCAGAAGUUGGCCAUCGGUCGGAUAGCAAGGUAUAACUGUAACAGGAGACAACAUGGGUCUGCUCGCGGCAUCGUUGCUCUGCGUGCUCGCGACCUGCAGCGCGUACUCGCUGCGCUCGACCCCGAGCGCCAACGAGGAGUUCGUCGUGCCGCACUACACGCACUACGAGGAGCUGAAGGAGCUCUUCCGCAACCUGUCGCUGCAGUUCCCCAACCUGGCGCGGGUUCACUCCAUCGGCAAGUCCGUCGAGGGCCGCGACCUCGUCUACCUCGAGAUCAGCGAAAAUGUCCAGGAACGCAAUCUCGGCGAGCCCAUGGUCAAGUACGUGGCGAACAUGCACGGCGACGAGCCCGUCGGCCGAGAGCUCAUGAUCUUCCUCGCCAAGUACCUGCUCUACAACUACGGCAAGGACCCCCGAGUCACCAGGCUCGUCAACAACACCGACAUCUUCAUCAUGCCCUCGCUCAAUCCAGAUGGCUUCGAGAAGUCCAGGGAGGGCAUGUGCAAUUCGCUGGAGAACUACAUCGGCCGCGAGAACGCCAAUCAUGUGGAUCUCAACAGGAAUUUCCCGGAUCAGUUCGAUCCGAGAGUUAAUCACGUCAAGGGUGGCAAAUUGAUUGCUGGAAGGCAGAGCGAGACCGUGGCUAUGAUGACCUGGAUUGUCACCCAGCCCUUUGUGCUCUCUGCCAACUUCCAUGGAGGAGCUGUUGUGGCAAGCUAUCCCUUUGAUUCUGGAAUUGCCCACGACUGCUGCGAAGAGAGCAAAUCCCCGGAUGACAGACUUUUCAAACACCUUGCCCAUGUUUACGCGGACAACAACCCAACCAUGCGAGCUGGCAACACCUGCCCAUCCGAAACAUUCAGUGGUGGCGUCACUAAUGGAGCUCACUGGUACAAAGUGACAGGAGGCAUGCAGGACUUCAACUAUGCCCGCUCCAAUGCAUUCGAGGUGACCUUUGAGCUGAGUUGUUGCAAAUAUCCAUUUGCCUCGGUACUUCCAGUUUAUUGGCACAAUAACAAGGAAUCUCUUCUUAGGUAUUUGGAACAAGCUCACAUUGGAAUCAAAGGUCUCGUAACUGACGAGGCUGGUCAGCCCAUCCAAGAUGCAAAUGUUGUAGUCGUUGGAAUUGCUAAGAAUAUAACAAGCACAAAUCGCGGAGAGUACUGGCGCCUUCUUUUGCCUGGAACUUACACAGUCUAUGCUGCAGCAUGGGGCUAUGCUCCAAGUGAACCGCAAAGAGUGACUGUGAAAAAAGGCAAUGCUGAAGUAGUAAAUUUUGUCUUAAAGAAACUACCAUUCCGAGAACAGCAAGGCUCGGCCAGCGAGGUAGUGGAGAAGCAGGUGCGCGCGAGUGACCGGAACGGGUUCCUCAGUCGGCCGAGGUUCCGGCACCACAACUACCUGCAGCUGGAGAAGUACCUGCGGGAGCUGCACGCGAGCUACCCGGAAAUCACGAGGCUCUACAGCAUCGGCGAGUCGGUGCAGGGUCGGCAGCUCUACGUGCUCGAGAUGACGAGCAAGCCCGGCAAGCACGAGCCCAACAAGCCGGAGAUGAAGUACGUCGGUAACAUGCACGGCAACGAGGUCGUCGGCAGGGAGCUGCUGCUCCUGCUGGCCAGGUACCUCUGCGAGAACUACCAGGUGGACGAGAGGGUCACGCGGAUCCUCGAGGGCGUGCGGCUGCACAUCCUGCCCAGCAUGAACCCCGACGGCUACGAGAACUCGACCGUCGGCGACUACCAGGGAAUCAAGGGCCGAAACAACGCUCACGACUUGGACCUCAACAGAAAUUUCCCGGACAAGUACGUGCAGAACGAGGAGAACUUGGUGCAAGAACCCGAGACGAAGGCCGUGAUGGACUGGAUCGCCAAGAUCCCCUUCGUUCUGUCGGCGAACCUGCACGGCGGCGCCCUCGUGGCCAACUACCCCUACGACGACAACUCAGCCGCGGUGGGCAACAUCUACCCCCGUCCGAACCCCAGCCCCGACGACGACGUCUUCCGCAUGCUCUCCCUCCUCUACUCCAACGCUCACCCGACGAUGCACCUGGGCAAGCCCUGUCCGGCGCCGCCCGGCCAGCAGUACGGCCUCCUCUCCGAGACCUUCCCCCGGGGCAUCACCAACGGCGCCGCCUGGUACCCCGUCACCGGGGGCAUGCAGGACUACAACUACGUCCGCAGCAACGCCUUCGAGAUCACCCUCGAGCUCGGCUGCAACAAGUUCCCCAACGCCACGGAGUUGGAGGACUACUGGCGGGACAACCGGGAGCCGCUGCUGCAGUUCAUCGAGGCGUCGAGGCGCGGCGUCCACGGUGUGGUGACGUCCUCGAUCGGCAGCCCCGUAGCCCACGCGAAGGUCGAUAUCGAGGGCCGGCAUCACGCGAUCUACACCAGCACCGAGGGCGACUACUGGCGUCUCCUGCCGCCCGGCAGAUACAAUGUCACGGUCACCGCGCCCAACUACGAGUACUUGACGCAGACCGUCGUGGUGCCGCGAGACGGGGGCCAGGCGAAGCUCGACUUCACGCUCAUACGCGACCAACCGUUCACUUGGGUCCACGUGAACGAUUACGAUUUGAGAGCAAAUCUGAAGGACGGCUACCUCCGGAAUAGCGAGCUCAGCGAGAGCUUCAAACAGCUCGAGCUGGACAGGCCGGACGUCGCGGAAUUCAAGGCCGACGAUUCGCCGAUUAGCGCGGCCAUACACUCCUUCAAGAUUACUCACAACCUGGGAGACAGCGAGGAGAGCAAGAUCCACGUUGCUUUCAUCGGAGGAAUCUUCGCGUCGCAGCCGAUAGGCAGAGAAAUUUCUCUGCGCUUCGCGCGUCACGUCCUCAUGGGCAACAAGGAGAGAUAUCCGUUCAUCGACAGACUGCUCGACAGAGUCGUGCUGCACUUCAUUCCCGGAGUCGAUCCCAGCUUCGACAAGUUGUCCUACAGUUGCAAUGCCUCGAUGAGCGACGAGGUGGGCAAAACAUUGUACUCGUCGCAAAAGGAUAAGCGUCCUCGAUUGGACCUCGUUACGAAUGCGCUGGAACAAAUGCUGGAAACCGAAGGAUUUGAUGCGCUUGUACUGUUCGGCGGUGGUAAUGGAGUUGCAGCUAGUUAUUCGUUGAGCAAGAUCGACUUCUUAAAGAGUUUUGUCGAAGACUUCGAGAGAUCUAUACAUACCGAUAAAUGCGACACUCAAAGCGAUGAUAUUAAGAAAGUGCAGAAUUACAUAAACCAGCAAUAUGAAAUACCAGUGUUAAGUUUAUCUCUGUCGUGCUGUAAAUACCCUGAGCCAAAAGCCGUCCCGACGAUUUGGAGAGACACGUUGUUACCACUCAGGGAUUUGGUUAAGCGUCUUUCGACCGGCGUUCGCGUGACCGUGUUGGACCCCAAGAGAAAUCCUCUCCGGAGCGCCAAAGUUCGAAUCGAUUCAGCCGUGUACGGCGUCUCCAAGAACAUGGCUUAUUUCAAAACAAUACUACCUCCUGGUAUAUAUAAUGCAGUAUUCAGUUGCGAAGGUUACAACGACGAGACCUUGAUGAUAUCGGUGCACGACGACGAGAUCACGACAAUGGAAGUUGUCUUGACUCCGACCGAUCCAAAUUACGUUCCUGCUAAAUCCCCGGAUGCUGAAGAAAAGUCGAGUAAAAUCAAUCAGGUCCUCGAUGAUUUUAAUCGAAAGUUUACCAAGAUCUCUACUCUGCACGAAAUCGGCGUCACGACGAAAAAACGCAAAGUUAUAGCGCUCGAGAUUCAUCCCGAAGACGAUCAUGGUCACAAAUCCGGCCGUCCGUCCAUAGUAUUUUCAGCAGGAUUGGGCCAGGGAUCACCUGCCACUUCUAAAGUUCUUUUACAUCUAGCUAACUAUAUUUUGGCAAGUUACAAUAUCGAUACGCAGCUGACGAAUUACGUAAGAAAUUAUUCCAUCUUCAUUGCACCGGACCUGAACCCGGAUUCCGAGAAAAAGGACACAUGUGCUUUUAUUGAUGAGAACCCCCUUCCAUUCCCCCUGGAAUAUGGCAAAAUUGAUUACCACGAGAAUUCCAAGUUGAUCGUCGACUGGUUCAAGAAGCUUAAACCGAUUAUCACAAUAAAUUUGAACAGCGGAUCGUUGCACGUGGAAAUACCAUUCGGUAAAGCAGGACUUGGCAAACAUCCCUACAAACCCUAUCUCACGGAGGACAACAGAAUUUUGCAACAACUCGCCGAGACGUAUGCCCUAAAUCAUCCAGUCAUGAGCUUAGUAAACUCUAGAUGCGACAGCAAGGCCAUUAUUGAGAAAAGUGGAACCUCCCAUGCCGGAGUUGCGGUGCGAGGUGGCAGAUCCGACUACUUCUUGGAUUAUCUGUACCUACAUACUAAUACCCUGCCAAUAGAUGUAUACAUGACUUGCUGUAGCAGUGACGAUGACAAUGUCGCGUGGGAGAGUAAUAAGAAAAGCUUGCUGAGUGUACUGAAUAAGGUAACCGGAGGUGUGACUGGGUAUGUAGUAAGCGAGAGCGACGAACCGAUUUCGGAUGCUGUCGUGAUGCACGAUAAAUCAAUUCAUCAAGUUGAAAGCAAUGAAAAUGGAGCAUAUCAGCUUCUGCUGCCAAUUGGAACUCAUUUGCUGAGUGUGAAAGCACCAGGUUACUAUAAACUAUCAAAGGCUGUCAACGUUACCAACGAGGAGGGUUUGACAAUGCUCAUGUUCAAAUUGCAUCGGGAUGAGACUAUCUUCGGUAUGCCUCGGAUCAUGUUUGUUAUAAUGUCUGGUGCAGUACUCAUUACUAUAGUAGCUUUAUGUGUUUUUGUCAUCGCCAAAUGUAAAUCGAGCCACGGCGAUGACACCGACAGCAAGAGGCCUUAUGCAUUCAGCUUACUGAAAGACGGUAAUUCCUUCUUUGAUGACGAUGAAAAGGAGGUCGAAAUUUUCAAACGUCCACUCGUUAAAGAUUACAAAGAAGAUUUAGUCGAUGUCACAGCAAAACCAUAUUUCGACGAUGACGAAAAUUCCAGUUCUGAUGAAGCCAGUGAUUUAGAAUUUAUAAGACCCGACAGAGAUUGGCAAGGAAAAAACCUUGAAUAAUUUGUUCGUAAUUUUUUUUUUUAACAAAUCGAGUUUUCUACAAAAUGUCCACUGAAAACGUAUAGACUGUAAGUCUAGCAUAUAUUGCACGACUUCUUCAUUCUGACUGAUUGGCUGAUACGUCUAUAUUUAUAAGUCAUUUAUGUAUAUAACAAGGGAUUGAGUGAGAUAAAGAAAAUGCUUACCACUAACGUAAUUUAAGAAAGCUGAAAUUAAUACUAAAACUUUUAUCUGUAAAUAUUAAAAAACUUUAUAUUUCUUCAAUGAUGAAUGAAUUAUUUGAAGUUUUAUUCUAUUACAUUAUAUGUAUAGGCUUUCUUAAAUUAUAGACCAAUGUAUGUACUUACGUCGUGUAAUCUUAUAAUGAACUAGUUGGAACCAAUUAUAUAGAUUUUAUACUGUUUCAUAAUUAGAUAUUUUAACUAUUAUGAAUUUACACAUUUUAUACCUAUCAUACAAUGUUACGAAUUCAAAUUUUACAUUUGCUGGCGUUCCAAGAUAUUACGUAGUAUUUUAGAAAGAACUUUACAUAUUUUUAGACUCGAUUUUAAAACAAAAAGGGUACUUCCAACUAACGAGACUGUGAUGCAUGAAAUACUUGUAAUACUUUGUAAUGUAUUUGUAAUUAUGUAAUUUUACUAUACGUAUUAUUCGUCGCGAUGCACCUGCGACAGCAAUCGAAAAGAGUAUUUCAUGGGAAAAUAAAGAACUAUUGUUAUAAAAAUAA